UGAACAUUCACUUACCAAUUGACUUGACUUCCCUUUGUGUGUACCUGCGAGAUACGUUACACGUGGGACGGCAUUUUGUUGAUGUUUGUACAAGAAAGAAAAGGCUGGAAACCAACAGCAUGUUGAUAGAGCCCGCAGCCGAUAACGAACUGUAAAUUUGGAUCAUGAAGGGCAAUCAAACCCCACGACAUGACUUGGAGUCCUCUGUCGAGUACUUUCGUGAUGACAGCCCAUUGGAUCGACGAUACGACAAUCUAGCGGACGGGCUUGAGCCUCUGGAUAACAAUGUUUCAGUACCAAGACGACGGGCCUUGCACUUCAAAGGCUUGGGAGCAUCGAAGUUGCCCCAUCUUCGGAUUAUUCAGUUUCGAAGAAAGCUUCGGAGAGCCUUCUGCCUGUUAAUUAUUGGCUAUCUCUCCAUGACUGGUUUAUUCCAUAUCCUGGGAGGUACCUUGCAUCAUUACUUCCCGGACGAAAUGGACCUGAUCGUUCACCCAUGGCUGGACGCCGCCGCAGCAACAAUCGGCGUUGGGCACUGGUUAUCCGACUCAACAAUGGCCACACAGCCUGUGCGUUGCCAUUCACAUAACGACUAUUUGAGAAACGUACCCCUUCUCGAUGCCAUUUCUGCGGGCUGUCCAAGUGUUGAAGCCGACGUAUGGAAUGAAGAUGAUGACCUAUAUGUGGCCCAUCGUCAUUUCCAGCUAGAGGCCAACCAUACGCUAGAGAGCUUGUAUCUCAACCCACUACUCGGUAUUUUAGACCGCCAAAGAGACACCUUCACAUGUGGACAAGAGGUGCCUUGUCAUUCCCCCUCGAAUGUGGAUGGGCCUCUCGCUGGAGUUUUCGAAGCUGAUCCGGAUCGGCCGCUGGUCAUCCUCAUCGAUUUCAAGACAGAAGGUAACGCUACCUGGGAGAAACUUGAAGGACAACUCGAGCCGCUUCGACGCAGAAAGUUGCUCACGCAUUUCAACGGUACAGCUAUUGUACCUGGCCCCGUAGUGAUUGUUGGCACGGGAUAUACACCGUUUGAUAAGAUAACAGCAAACAACACCUACCGUGAUGUCUUUUAUGAUGCGCCAUUGGAUCUAUUAGCUGAUACGUCUCAAAUCUGGCCAAAUCCAAACAGAGCCCAAGUUCAAAACGCUCAACUACCAGAUAAGUGUAUCGAGCAAAAGGUAUUGCCGAGUAGCAUUGAACGAAGACACCUAAAGCCAGAAGGAAGCAAGAUCUCGGAGAAAUACAACUCUCACAACAGCUACUAUGCUUCUGCUCAUUUCAAAAAAGCAGUUGGGCACGUUUGGGGUUCGCGAUUGUCGCAGGAGCAGCUGCAGCGCAUUCGGGCCCAGAUUCAUGGGGCUCAUCGAUUGGGUCUGAAGGCCAGAUAUUUCAGUGUGCCAGCAUGGCCUAUUGGGCUGAGGAAUCACAUUUGGCAUAUUCUAACACGCGAGGGCGUGGAUGUACUCAGUGUUGAUGACUUACGACAGGCAACUACAUGGGAUUGGAGGAAGAAGAAGGGUCUAUUCUUUUAGCCCUUUUCGUAUGUACAUUUAGUCAAUAUCAAGAGCCGUCUCUUCAGUG
Messenger RNA from Fusarium verticillioides 7600, 1581 nucleotides. RefSeq lists its product as hypothetical. The transcript is spliced from 2 exons. Gene Ontology annotation, biological process: lipid metabolic process. Bases 165 to 1532 code for a protein of 455 amino acids. The record is from RefSeq and is a predicted model, not a curated record. NCBI's taxonomy places the organism in Eukaryota, Fungi, Ascomycota, Sordariomycetes, Hypocreales, Nectriaceae. Gene Ontology annotation, molecular function: phosphoric diester hydrolase activity.